Annulohypoxylon truncatum is the source of this 1357-nucleotide messenger RNA. RefSeq lists its product as uncharacterized. The coding region runs from base 739 to 999 and encodes 86 amino acids. Lineage: Eukaryota; Fungi; Ascomycota; Sordariomycetes; Xylariales; Hypoxylaceae. The transcript has a single exon. The record is from RefSeq and is a predicted model, not a curated record.
UACCGAUACAUUUUUGUUUCUACUACAUAUCUCGAGACGUUUUAAAAGCAGCAAGACAAUAAUCAAGUUCUUCCAGCGAGAUUGGCGACGACUUGACUACGACUCAUUCAACUGAGGCUUGCAACAAUACAUUUAUCCUCCAUCAAGAAAUCCCAUACUGAGAAUUCGACACCUAUUAAGCAUCACGAAGCAGCCGUCGGACGGCCCUAUCCGAGAAAUCAUGUGAAAACGACGUUGCCAUACCACACAAUGUCUUAAUUCGCACAAGAAAGAUCGUGUGCACCUACCCAAUCUAGAAACCACAGCAGCUAGGCAAGCUUUAGAUCUAAUCUAAGGAGACAAUCCCGACGAGGGGCUGGUACCGAGACAGCCCAUUCCUCUCGCAUAACACUAUCGUGGGAUGGCCCGUCCCGCGGGGGGCUGCUGAGCUGUCUCCCAAAGAUCUCACCAUCUCGAUAAUUUCAUCGAUUUUUUUUUUUUACCGGUCCACUAGGGAGCAAGCCUUCCUCGUAGAUCUAGCCAGGGUUGGGGGGGAGCUGGGACCAACUUUUAUCUACCUAUGUAGGUACCUACUUCGGUAUUUGCCAGGUUGCUUAUUUCUCUGACGGGACGAACCGGCUAUCGAAAGAUGUCACGGCGUCGUCGGAUCGCCGGGUUUCUGAGGCUUCUUAGGGGUCCACGUUCCCGGACCGCGACGCCACGCCGCAAUGCACGUAGGGUCCCCCUUUACGCCUAGACAUGUUUAUGCCCUCUUGCCCUUUUCGCUCUCUCGCGCGUAAUGAAGGCUGGUUACAUAUUACCUAUCUAUUUAGGUAUGCGGGUAUACAGGUUUUAUGGUUUCUUUUGGCCUGCCAAGCAAAGCCGCGCAGGUGGCUUGCGUGCGCCAGCGUUAUACGGCAUACACUAGACGCAAUAUAUAGGCCUACACAGGCAUAUACGAGGGAAGGGGGCGCGGGUAUGGGGGUGUUAGAUAAAUGGUGCGGUCCGGCCCCUCGGUGAGGCUAUAGUCGCCCUGCUUCUACGCACGCCUUGGUGUCUAUGGUAGGUAGCGCAGAAGAAGCAUCUUCGGGGGAGGGUAUGGCAAACGUGAUCGACCCGGAUAUGCGCGUCGGCGAUUAGGAGACGCGCGUGGGGGGAGCCUCACUGUGUCAGCGGCGUCGCGCUGGGUGGGCGACGCGACUGUGGGAGAGGCUGAGAGGCGACCGGUGGUGUCGGGAGCGCGGCCUUUGUAAAGGGGGGAGGAUGACGAAAGAGUUGUCGUAACACGGGUUUCGAGCGGGCGUAGAGAUGUGAGAUGUAAACACACUUGUAAGCAGCUAGCUCAUUAUUAGAGUUUUGCUUCUUUUGUCGCACGUUC